Molecule: messenger RNA, 5956 nt
Organism: Syngnathus acus (greater pipefish)
Lineage: Eukaryota; Metazoa; Chordata; Actinopteri; Syngnathiformes; Syngnathidae
Product: caskin-1-like
Exons: 22
Coding region: 358-4419 (1353 amino acids)
Molecular function (GO): protein binding
Source: RefSeq, a predicted model, not a curated record
UGUCGUGCGCGUGCCUGUCCAUCAUUUUGGCGCCAGGAGGGAGCGCGCGCCUCCUGCGCGUGCGUGACACGUGAGCUGGGAGGAGGGCGCUCGAGAGCUCCACCGCCGCGUACAGCCGGUGAAAUCCACGCACGCACUCACACACACGCGGGUCGAAUUGCCGAAACGCUGAAAGGGACGGCAGUCGUGGAGCGGAAUCGGUGGCGGACCGCUUGGGCCCCGAAUUGGAGCAUCUCUGUCCCCCGGGCUGCACCUCGUUCCCUCGCGCGCCUCUGCUCCAGAGGGAGGCCCCGAGCGGCGACGGGAUGUAGCACGGAUUAACGGCGGAGGAGAGCGGCGGGACGUGGAGUGAAGGACAUGGGGAAGGACCAGGAGCUUCUCCAGGCCGUCAAGACCGAGGACUUGCUGACAGUUCAGCGCCUCCUGCAGAGACCUCGGCCCGGGAAAGCCAAGCUCCUCGGAGCAGCCAAGAGGGUGAACGUCAACAUUCAGGAUGCAGAUGGGUUGUCGCCUCUGCAUCAUGCUGCUCUGAGUGGCAAUAAGGAGAUGAUCUCUCUGCUGCUGGAGGCUCAGGCAGCCGUGGACAUUAAAGACAAUAAAGGGAUGCGUCCUCUGCAUUACGCCGCCUGGCAAGGCAAGACUGAACCACUGAAAAUGCUGCUGAAGGCGGGCUCGUCCGUCAACGGACAGUCGGACGAAGGACAGAUCCCUCUGCACCUGUCUGCUCAGCACGGACACUAUGAUGGGUCGGAGAUGUUGCUGCAACACCAGUCCAACACGUGUAUCUCGGACACCGCGGGAAAAACGCCGCUGGACCUAGCCUGUGAAUUUGGACGCGUCGCAGUGGUUCAGCUCCUGCUCAGCAGCAACAUGUGCGCCGCCAUGCUGGAGCCCAAACCCUCCGACCCCAACGGGGUGUCGCCUCUUCAUCUCGCCGCCAAGAACGGACACAUGGACGUAAUACGGUUGCUGAUUCAGGCCGGCAUUGAUAUCAACAGACAGUCCGAGUCUGGUACAGCUCUGCAUCAGGCUGCCCUCUGUGGGAAGACAGAGGUAGUGCGCCUCCUGCUGGAAAGUGGGAUCAGUGCCGGAGUGAGGAACACUCUGAGUCAAACCGCACUGGACAUUGUGAACCAGUUCACCACCACUCAGGCCAGCCGUGAGAUCAAGCAACUCCUCAGAGAUGCUUCUGCUGCCAUGCAGGUGCGAGCGCUGAAGGAUUACUGCAACAACUACGACCUCACCAGCCUCAACAUCAAAUCGGGAGACAUUAUUACGGUUUUGGAGCAGCACUCGGACGGCCGUUGGAAAGGGUGCAUUCACGAUAACCGCACAGGAAAUGACCGCGUGGGCUACUUCCCGUCCAACAUGGUGGAAGUCAUCAAGAGGGCAGGCCUGUCCCCCUCCCAGCAGUGCCACACGCUGCUGCUGCGCAGGCCCAACCCCUGUCCCGUUGGCUCGCUCAACGGACACUCGUACCCCCCCUCCAAGGUCCUCCCUUUGCACCUGCCCUCCCCUCCUACCCCUCACCCCACCGGGCAAUCCCUCCCUCGCUUCUCCUCGUUCGGGUACGUGCCUCUUCCCAUCUCUCCGCCUUCUCUCUCCACUCCUCCUCCUCCGCCUCCUCCUCUGUCUACUCCUCUCUCCACUUCUCAGGAGCAGCAAAGUCAGACAGGUUCACGGACCACGGAGCUGAGUCCUCAGGGUUCUCCUACUUUGGGCCAGCAGAGCAGCACGAGUGAGGACAUCUGGGUCCUGCGCAAACCGCUGGCAGGGGGCGAACGCAGCGGCAGCGUGGGCAGCCUCGGAAGCGCCAGGUCGUCCAGCAGCCUGCAGGGCUUGGGGAACACGCACGUCUUGACCACGCCCGCACCCAGCCCUCAUCCGGCACCGACGCCGGGGGUCAACACGCAUGGCCUUAACGCUCCGGGCCUGCAUGCGCAAGCUGAGGGGGUCAAGCUCCUGGCCACCGUCCUGUCCCAGUCGGUAAAAGCCAAGGAGCAUCUCUUGGAGCAGUCGCAGUCCAUCGAGCAAUCAGCGAGUUCUUCAACUUCCAAUGUUCACGAGCAGCGGCCAUUCGAGCGCAAGACCGAGGAAGACGAUGGGAAAAAGCAGGCAGUGGUGGCAUGGCUGGGCGAGUUUCAGCUGCAGUUCUACACCACCCACUUCCUCACGGCGGGAUAUGAUCUAGACACCGUUAGCCGCAUGACCCCUGAGGACAUGACGGCCAUCGGGGUGAUGAAGCCAGGACAUCGGAAGAAGUUAAUGUCGGAGAUCAGCAAGUUGCCCUCGGCGGAUUGGCUGCCAGACCACAAGCCCGGCAAUUUGGCAGAUUUCCUUUCUCACUUGAGUCUCAGUCAGUACUACCAGGUCCUGGUGCAGAACGGUUAUGAAAACAUCGACUUCAUCUCCGACAUCAGCCUGGAGGAUCUUCAGGAGAUCGGUAUUUCCAAACUUGGCCACCAGAAGAAGCUGAUGUUAGGAGUGAGGAGACUGAAGGACUUACAGAGAGGAAACAUCAGUCCAGAGGCCCGACAGAGUCCGUCCACACCUCCAUCCAGCCCAGGCGGCGGCAGCGUCUCGGAGCCCCGCACAGAGGCGAGGAAACAGCGGGAGGGUGGUUCUAGCCCGUUAGCGAAACCACGCCCGAGUGUCUCUCAAAAUUCCCCCACGCAAACUCCGCCACAAACCCCCACGCACGCUCAAAACCAGCAGGCCUCUCCGAGGGCUCGCCCGCGACCUUCCACCCGGCAGGCGACGGCGGCGGAUUCGCCUGUGCCGACGCUCCGGCUACCCAGCGAGGAGGAGGAGCGACGGAGAACUCACAGUCUGAUUGGCCCCGAAACAGACUCGCGCUACGCCACCGUGUGCCGCAGCAGUUCCGCCCGCAGCCCCGCGGUCGCCAACGAUGUCACCGUUAACCGCAGCCAGUCGUCGGUCACACUCCGCCCUCGCCGGAAAGGUCGGCCGCCGACGCCGCCCAAGCGGUCCUGCUCUUCCAUCACCGGGCCUGACGGGGAGGGAGAAGGACCAGGGGAGGGGCUCCUCGGCCUGCCAACUUUUAGAGAGAGGCGAGCCAGCGACUGCGGCAGCCUGGGCUCGGCUUUAAGAGCUCAGGAGUCGGCGGGCCUGGAGAGGUCAGAGGGGGCUUCUGGGAGCGUGCGCAGCCUCGCCGCCAUGCUCGAGACGUCCAUUGUGAGCGGAGCCAAAACCCUGCCGAGGAAUCUGGGAAGCAGCCCCAACUACCUGCAGGUGAGCCCCCCGACACUCCGUCGCCAGACCGGCUCAGGCGGCCUUGGAUCAGAAGAUGAUGACGUCCUGAAUCGACGCAGGACCAUCAGUGGACCAGAAGGCAACGAGGAGGCCCCUCCGGUACCGGCUCAGCAACGUCCAGAACCGCGGCCCCGCUCAACUAUCAUCUCCUCCACCGCCGAAAUCUCAGACGGCUCGGCGACACUUCGGAGGAAACCUCGCCCUUCUCCGACGGACCCCGUAGCGCCCGUGUCUCCCACCGUCGUCACCAUGACAACCGGCUCCGACACAAUACGCAGGAGGCAUCGCGUGGCUGAGCAAUCAGAAGGCCAAAUAAGCAAUAAUCAAUCAGAUUCUUCGAAAAGUCCCAGCGACGGCUGCCAGCAGCAGAACGGUGGCGUGGUUCUGAGGCGGAGGCCCGUGUCGGAAGCAUCAGACGGGACGGAGAAGAGUUGUGAGUGGAUGGAAGCCAGGAAGUCCUUAAAGCCACCGGUCUCGCCCAAACCUUCCUCAGUGACGCUGAGAAAGACGCAAGCUGACCCUCCAACCCCGACCCGACGGGUCCCUAUACCCGGUCCUGAUAGCGCUGACACGACAAACAGUCCUGAGACAAAGCGUGUUCCCCCUCCUGUGUCGCCCAAACCUCGCGGCCCUCCAACAGCACCCAAACCAGGAAAAGCUGGCGUUGCCUCCACCGCCGUGAGCCCCGCGGCCACCAGCCCCGCGGCCGCCACCCCCUCGCCGACUCCCAAAACCUCCCCCAUUCCCGCUCCCGACACCCCCUCCGCCCCGUCCCUGUCACCGGGGCUCCCCCUUACGUCUCCCUCGCCCGCCCAGAGUCCCUCCACGCCGUCUCCUCACCCCGUCAAACCGCCACGCUCCUCCAUCGCUGGACUCUCCAUCGACUUGCUGGGAGUGCAGGAAGAGGAGGAGAGAAGGAAGGAGAGGGAGCAGAAGAAGCACAAAGAGGAAAAUGAGGAAGAGAAGGGGGCGCAACAUGGUUUGGAGGAGACCAGCGCGUCUUCAGCGGCAGCUUUACAGGCUGCCGAGCACAAAAUACAAGAAGACGAUGCACAAAAUGACAAAAAGACAACCGUGUCCAUAUUGGAUGACAUCGGCAGCAUGUUUGACGACUUGGCCGACCAACUGGACGCCAUGCUCGACUGAGCUCCCGGGUUUCGAGUCCUCCUGUCCGUCCUUCGCCGGGUAGCGUCGAGAAACCGCUGCGGAGGCUGCAAAAGAGUGUGUUUGCACCCGUGGGUCCAAGAAGGUGUUCUUCACUUGAUGGGUGAUGAUGCCCACCGAGCUCACACACACACACGCACACACACACACCUCACAGUACAUGGCCUAUGAUGCUCCGAGCUGACUGAGAAGCACAAUCGAUCUCAUCUCUUCAAACAAGAAGAAAAUAAAAGCACAUGGACUCGAAGGGGAAAGGAAGACAGACAGGAAGCAGACAGUUGAGGGUUAAAAAAAAAAAACCAUCAUGCAAAAUAGGCCGUGUGUGUACUUUUCUGCAGAGAAUGCAGUUGUCCUGCUUCUCUUAUGUGUGGAUGAAGGAGGGCGGUCCACUGAAGCUCCCAACUCGUGUAUGCGUGUGUGUAUCAUGUGUUUCUCCGUUGAUGUCGUUGUUGCUGUUGUCGUCGUCCAGUUCUGAGCGCGUGUCACCCUAUAACGAAAUGUCCUUUUUUCCCCCUGAUAAUUCACACUCUUUUUACGCCAGUGAUCGCAACUAUGGGUGUUCAGGAAUCCCAGGGCGGGCACCAAAAACACAAGAGGUGGAGGACUUGGACUCACUUGACUUGAUGUUGACUUGGUAUUAAUGAACUUGACUCUUACGGUAUAUAAAAUCUGUCAGUUAAAAACAGCAAAAAAAAAUGACUUUGCCUUUGCUCAGUAAGAUCAGACUUAAGACUUGACAUGUAUGACUUAAUCCCACCUCUGCAAAACCCAAAUAAACAUACAUUCACUUCCCUUUUUAAUCUUGCUGGUUGUUUUGGUGGUGUGUUUGCUCGAAAUUGAAAUAUUAUGCAACAACGCAUACAAGCACAAGGUGUAACCCUCUCGGCCUGCUAAAAUGUUUUGAAAAGAUAAUCGUCAAAACUUUAGAAGGUACAUCCAGCAUAGUUCAUGAUAGACAUCGGGGUGUUUGAGCUGCUAGAGCGCCCUCUGUUGUCGGUUAGUGAAACUGCCUCUGCCCCACCUUCAACCCGGUGUCAAUUAUUUAUUUACUCUGCAUCUCUCUGUGCCUUGGUAGCGUUCUUUCAUGCUUUCUUCUGAUGUCGUUGUAUGCCUACUUUUUCACUUUAAUGAAUCUCCCAGUGUAUCCAUGUUAGAAGAUGCUUAUAGGUUUAUGACCAUUGAGAAGCAUUUUUUGCAAGCCCUUCUUUAAGCUGUUAGAAGUCAUCUUUGCUCCUUCCCUCUAAACUCCCAAUUUCCACAGGAGAAGUCCCCCAAUAAAGAGCCCACCCGUAUUUUUAUGCCCUUCGGAAAAAGAUCCAAAUAUAUAUUUGAGAGACGGAUAUAUGCGAAUAAUGACAAUAUUGGUUAUGGAUCAGAGGCUAGCUGAUUAAAUCUGUACAUUUAUGGCUGAAUGUGUUGUGAAAGCUGUGCCACAGUCGGGUCUCAAGGUUUUGUUUUUCUGCUAUGGCGAUGCAUUCAUGUACAGAUGUGAACAGAAUAAAUGUAAGGAUUAAACGUG